Ceutorhynchus assimilis (cabbage seed weevil) is the source of this 1696-nucleotide messenger RNA. The record is from the annotation of a GenBank genome assembly. Lineage: Eukaryota; Metazoa; Arthropoda; Insecta; Coleoptera; Curculionidae.
CGCUGAUUGGUGGAAAGGUGGAAUUCGAGGUGGGAUUUAUUUUUUUGCAGCGUUGCUAAUUUUCAUUGAAAAAUAAUUGCUUUCCACGUGUUAGAGAAAGAUACAAAAUAACACAAGGUUUAAUAAGUAGUGGGGAGAGAUGCGGUUCCUGGCAUGUAGUCAACCGAUAUUAUUGUUUAUUGUUCUGUCUAUCUGUGUUAAUAGGUCAUUGCGCCUAGCCCGUAAUAAACUUCACUUUCUCACCUGCUUGCCACAGGCUGCGCGCGCCGAUUCAGGUAUUACGAGAUAUGUCAAUUGUUCAACCUUCAUAAUCACUGACAACAAUAGAGUGUCAAACGUAAAUAACAAAAUUUUCGUGCAAAAAAUAAUCAUUAGAGAUGGCCGAAGAUGAUACAAACCCAGACUUGGCUGCCACCGACGAUGAACUAGAACCAGAACAACAGCGGCCAGCCCAAAAAAAAAGGCAGAGAAGGCAACAAUCAGCUCAAAAACGACAGGCCCGUACACGUCCACUAUCUCCAAAAGAAAAAUGUCAUUCUAGAAUCGACGAACUUGCAACUCCUAGUCGAAGACUGAUUCUUGCGUUGUACCAAGAACAUGCUGCUCACCUGCCAAAGGACAAAGUGGAAAAAGUUAAGGAAAUGCUUCAAGAAUUAUACGCAAUGACGCCGGAUGAAACUGAAAAAUACUUCGAGCAUUUGAGAAAUAAAGCACAAGAAGUGGAACAGAGAAAAGAUAUUAAGUAUAUGUUGAAAAAACUAGUCAAGAGGAGGAAAAAGGCAAAACAAAUCGCCGAGGCGUAUAAAUUUAUUCGAAAAUUACUAAUUGAAGGCAUUGAGUAUGCUUCAAAACAUCCCAUACCUCCUCUAGUCUCGGUGAGACUGAGAAACUUAUCAAACAUAAUACUUGAACAAAUUUGUGACUUAAGAAAUACCAACAUACCUAACAGGGAGGAUCCUACACAAGCUGGUUUGUUUUUUAUACAAGUAGCUGAUUGGAUGGCAAUAUCUAUUGAACAUUUAUACUAUGGUGUGCAAUUGAAGAAGAAUAGAGAAUUGGAAAAAAUAGAAAACGAAGCUAAAGCGAGAGAGAAGGAAAAAGCGAAAAGCGAUGAAAUUGAGAAAGAAAAAAUAAUAUCUGAGGCUGACAAUGAAGGAGCUGAUGUUGUCAUAUCAGAGCCAGUAACUGUUUCGGAGAUAGAAUAGGAUAUUGUUUGUUGAUAUAUUUUUUUUUGAUAUACUUAGGUAUUUCUUUAUUAAAGUAAAAUUACAUGUGGUGCUGUCGGCAAAACCCAUUCAUCUUAGAUUGUAUCGUUAUUGACAAGAUAAAAACUAGUACUUUUUACAGAUAGGUACCUACGCACGCAUAAAAGAACUUCACUAAAACAAAAUGAAAACAAACGCGUUUCUGUUAUUUUAGUAUCGCUAGUAUUUCCAAUGUCACUUCCUUCUGUACGGCCUUCACUGAGUAAUUGUAAUUGUUCUUAAUCUCGACGCAGCUCUUUGAUUUCUUAUCGGAAAAACAAUAACAAUCAAGUUGUUGCUGUUACAUUUUUUUACAUUCACAAUUAACAUAAUAAUGAUAUUAUUUGUUACGUUUAAUAGAAAAGAAGCCAUUGAUUUUUCUCGUUCACAUCAUGCCACUUUUUUCUUUACUCUUGAAUAAGUAAAGGUAUGUAUAGGUUAUUAUGUAUAAG